UUAACCGAUUGCUAAGUAACACCGUCCGUCCACGAAGGUCUAACAUCGUCUUACCGUUUGUUGAUAUAAAGGAGCUGAGCUACUCAGUCGCCACAGUGGCGUAACUGACAUUAAUUGUUCAACUUGUCUUGUUUUUAAUAUGGAGUUACGAUCUUUUUUGUGUUGUGCAGUUCUUUUGAUCGUCUUCUGUUUCGGGAAUGGACACGCUAAGCUUGCUCCUGACUACAUCCACCCAUGCAACGAUACAACUAGCGAAUGCCUUGUGGAAGCUACACAGUUUGCUCUCCCUGAAUUUGUAAAGGGUAUUCCAGAACUCGGUGUUCCGUCUUUGGACCCUUUUACGAUAGACCAGCUGGCCAUACCUUUGAGCGGGCUGAAGGUGACCUUUUAUAAAGGAAAAGUUUCUGGCUUUAGAAAAUGCAUCGUCGACAAUGUAAUAUCACAAUUAGAGAAACGUUACUUCGGUCUGGAGUUCCACUGUAACCUGACGAUCAAAGGCCAAUACGGGGCCGUUGGGAAAAUAUUGCUGUUUCCCAUCAACGGCGAGGGGGAUGCGAAGGUUAAAUUGACAAACCUCCGAAUGAAAGUGGACAUCAACACGAAGUACGUGAAAGACGAGAACGCCGUGAACCACUUCGCCGUGAGAAACUACAAGUACUCCUUUGAUUACGGUGACCGAGUGUCAUUUGACCUGAAGAACCUCUUCAAGGGCAGCAAGGAACUGAGUGACACAGUACUAGCAUUCCUGAACGACAACUGGAGGACAGUGGCCGAGGAGUUCGGGAAGCCGAUCGUAGAUUACGCUGUUGACCUGGCCAUCAGAACCAUCGAGAAGUUCUUCGAGAAGGUCCCGUACGAGGAGUUGGUCAACGUGCCCAUCCCCCAAUAAAUUGACUGUUAAGUUAUGUAUUAUGUUAAGUAGCACAUUAAACAAAUCGGUAUUAUUAUUUUUA
This is a messenger RNA of Ostrinia furnacalis (Asian corn borer), 953 nucleotides long. RefSeq names its product circadian clock-controlled protein. Gene Ontology annotation, biological process: multicellular organismal reproductive process. Bases 140 to 889 code for a protein of 249 amino acids. The transcript is spliced from 5 exons. Lineage: Eukaryota; Metazoa; Arthropoda; Insecta; Lepidoptera; Crambidae. The record is from RefSeq and is a predicted model, not a curated record.